Molecule: messenger RNA, 621 nt
Organism: Stylophora pistillata
Lineage: Eukaryota; Metazoa; Cnidaria; Anthozoa; Scleractinia; Pocilloporidae
Product: ribonuclease D-like
Source: RefSeq, a predicted model, not a curated record
AUGGCAAAAACCCCGAUCAUUCACUUACAUAAAGGAGACUUUCCCAGCAGUUUAGCUUUUACAGGUUCUGUUGCUAUUGAUACAGAGGCUACAGGACUUGAACAUCGCCAUAAUCGCUUGUGCCUUGUGCAACUUUCUUCAGGAGACGGUGUUUGCCACCUAAUUCAAAUUCAAAAAGGUGUUGAUUCUCCAAAUCUUGUGCGCCUUUUAGAAGAUCAGAACAUCGAAAAAAUUUUUCAUUUUGCUCGCUUUGAUGUUGCUAUUUUGUACAAACACUUUGGAGUCCGUUGUACUCCUCUUUAUUGUACCAAAAUUGCUUCUAAGCUUUCCCGAACUUAUACAGACAGGCAUUCCUUGAAAGAGCUGUGCAAACACCUUUUAAAGGUGGAACUUUCCAAACAAGAACAAACUUCUGACUGGGGUGCUGAGACCUUAACAGACGCUCAGCAGCUUUAUGCCGCAACAGAUGUCUUGCAACUCCAUGCUUUAAAAGAAAAAUUAGAAGCCCUUGUAAGGCGCGAAGGCCGAACACAUAUUGCUAAAGCCGCUUUUGAUUUCCUUCCGACCAAAGCAGAACUCGAUCUCCUCGGUUUUGAAGACCCAGAUCUAUUCCGCCAUUGA